Olea europaea var. sylvestris is the source of this 1620-nucleotide messenger RNA. Its product is annotated as phosphopantothenate--cysteine ligase 2-like. The record is from RefSeq and is a predicted model, not a curated record. Gene Ontology annotation, cellular component: nucleus; cytoplasm. The transcript is spliced from 10 exons. Gene Ontology annotation, biological process: coenzyme A biosynthetic process. Bases 359 to 1336 code for a protein of 325 amino acids. NCBI's taxonomy places the organism in Eukaryota, Viridiplantae, Streptophyta, Magnoliopsida, Lamiales, Oleaceae. Gene Ontology annotation, molecular function: phosphopantothenate--cysteine ligase activity.
AUCCUUUAUUGGUAGAUUUCAUAUUGAUAGACACUACUUGUUUGGAAAACAUGAGUUAACUCUAAUUCUUGUUCUCUUGGAUUUAUUUACCCUCAAAUCGUGUUUGUAAUACAUAUAUUAUGUCUGCAUGUGUGGAAGAUUUGAGGAUAGAUAUCCACCUAUGAAAAACCCAAUUAAAACCCAUUACCCAUCUACACAGUAAAGAGUUCACCAUUUAUCUGCUAAAUAUUGAGGAUUUAAGCAUUUCUGGAAAGACCCAUUUGUUCUUGAAAUAUAGAGAAGAGUUUUGCUUUAAAAGCCUUUCUUUUAUCAUCUUUUAUUUGGAGUUCUGGCUGUUGCAUAUUAGCAAGUAUAUCCAAUGGAUGAAAUUAAGGAUUCAGAACACUUCCAAGAAACGCUAUAUACAGAAAUCAAGUCAUUCUUCGAUUCAUCUCCUCCUCUGAAGGAUGUUGAUGAAAUCAACAGAAAAUUAGAAGAAUUUAUAGAAAGGAAUUAUUCAUCAUCAGAGAACAAAACAACUCGGAGAGUGGUUUGCGUUACAUCUGGGGGUACAACUGUUCCUUUGGAGCAACGAUGUGUUCGUUACAUUGACAACUUCAGCUCAGGUCAUAGAGGAGCUGCAUCCACAGAAUACUUUUUGAAGGCCGGAUAUUCUGUAAUAUUUCUCUAUCGGAGGGGAACCUGCCAGCCAUAUUGUAGGUCUCUUCCGGAUGAUCCAUUGCUUGAAUGUUUUGACAUUACCAAUGAAUCAAAUAUUGGAGUGAAUCCGGUACAUGCUGAAGCGGUGAAGAAAGCCAUCAGUGAACAUCAUUCUGCAGUUAUCAAAGGCAAUUUGUUGAAACUUCCCUUUACAACAAUUUUCGAGUAUCUUCAGAUUUUACAGUUGAUUGCAUUAUCAAUGAGGAGUCUCGGAUCAAGUGCUAUGUUCUAUCUUGCAGCUGCAGUUUCGGACUUUUACGUUCCAUGGGAGACCAUGACGGUGCAUAAAAUUCAGUCCCGGUCUGGUCCUCUGGACAUGCGGCUUGCUCAAGUUCCUAAGAUGCUCUCAGUGCUGAGGAAAGAUUGGGCACCUAUGGCCUUCUGCAUAUCAUUCAAGCUGGAGACGGAUACAAAGAUUCUUCUGGAGAAGGCUGAUAUGGCUCUUAAAAAGUAUAAAAUGCAUAUGGUAGUGGCCAAUGAGCUUUUAACCCGUAAAGUGGAAGUUAUAGUUGUCUCUAGGAGUGGGAAGAUCACUGUUCACCGAGACAAGAAUCAACCUGGUUCCGAUGUUGAGAGCCCACUGAUCAAACUUGUAGUGGAUCGACAUUCUGAAUAUAUAAAAGACUCUGGUUCAUGAUUUCAUGCCGAACAUUUGUUGGGUGGCAAAAUUGCAGCCCCCUAUCCAUACUCUGAUAUUUGGAUUCAAGCAAAAUAUGUUGGGUUCACAUAGUUAAUGGAAAUAUAGUAAAACACAUGGACAAUAUAUGUAGAAUCGAAUUUCUUCAAGAAGAAUCCGUACUUCUAGUUCAUGUUUCAUUUGGUUAUUGUUCUAUAAUCAAUGCAGCUAAUAAAGGAAGUUUUUCUCACUGAUGUUAGAGGAUAUAUUUUCUUUCUUGAUGAAUUUCUCUGUUACAAUUCUCA